Molecule: messenger RNA, 651 nt
Organism: Ustilaginoidea virens
Lineage: Eukaryota; Fungi; Ascomycota; Sordariomycetes; Hypocreales; Clavicipitaceae
Exons: 7
Coding region: 1-651 (216 amino acids)
Source: RefSeq, a predicted model, not a curated record
AUGACGCCAGGCGAGUUUACCACCUUCAACACCUUCAACACCUUCAACAAGCACUGCACCACCAUUACUAUCACUAUCAUCAUCAUUGCUACCAUUACCCUCAGCAGGAUCAACGCCACGCCGACCAGGCAGUAUAUCGAGGAACUAAUGGUAGCGGGAGGCAUCAGCAGCGCCAGUAGAGCCGACCCGGCGACGGUCGUCGAGCUCCAGCAGCAGAGGGCAUAUAAAAGCCUGGUUUUCUUUUUAGGCACAAACACGCACACUUACACACACCCUAAAAGAGAGACGCCAGAAAUGCCUCGACAAGAAUCCCGAGAAGAUGGCAGUCCCCGUACGCCCGAGGAUACUAAACGCCUUUGGGCAAUCAUUUCUCCUCCGGCUGCGCCGGUCGUUGGGCCGUUUGAGCUCUCGCUGCCGGCAUAUAUCGACGUUGGCCGCUUCGUCCUCGGCGAGCGCGGGGCCAGGCUCGCCAGGGCUAACGACGCCCUCGGCCCGAAUGUGACCAUUGCCUUGGUGGAGGAGGCUGCCCUAGGCGAGGGCAACAAGCUGGUCGUUGGCUUUGCCCAGGGCAAGGAGGGGCCAUUUAUAAAUACUCAGAUAACCACGCACGCAACCAAGGUUUUAACGCUAAAUAAAAUGUCCGAAAAAUAA